UCAUCACGAACAUUUUAGUUUCUUUGGCUUUUAAUUAGUCUUGUCAUCAUCUCGAGCCCAAGUAUAUGAUUAAUUAUCAUAUAGAAGUAUCUUUAACUGAACAAUGGCUGCAUCCCUGGAAAACAAGCGUAAUGUUCACGUAGACACAACGAUACCGGCAGACCAAUUUUAUGGAUUCUUCAAGAACAAUAUGGUCCGCUUCGUCCAACUCUUUCCUAGAAACAUAAAAAAUGUGCAAAUACAAGGAGGAGGUGGGGUCAGAACUGGCUGUAUCAUGUUUUGGAAAUAUGACCUUGGCAUAACAGGGUCUCCAAUGACAGCGAAAGUGAAAGUUGCGGCAGUAGAUGAUGAGAACAAGUCCAUCACCAUGGAAAUCCUUGAAGGAGAUGUUUUUAAAUUUUACAAGAGUUUCAAGGUAAAAAUACAGUUUAAUGAUGUGGAUAACAGCGCAAGCAAGAUAGUUUGGGCUUUGGAGUAUGAGAAAGCCAACGAAAGUGCUCCAGACCCUGAUCACUAUGUCAAUUUUGCUGUCAAGCUUACCAAAGGGAUAGAUGCUCAACUUCGCAUGGCUUAAUUAUUAAUCAUUAAAAUGCAUGCUAUUUGUGACUUCUAAUAAGAACUACGUCCCUACGUUGUGUGCUUUAUAUAUAUAUAUAUAUAUAUGUUGUUGCUUAAUAUGUGUUAAAAACGAAUAAUGUGUUGUCUGAAAAUCUUGCCAGGUUGCUGCUAAAUGCAAAAUAUUGUGGGGUACACCUACAAUAAUAUAUAGAUAUAUAAUAGUGGCAAUAAUGCUAGGUUGUGUACUAUAUUAUGGGCCUUUGGCCAGUAGUAGAGUGCACUAAUUAUAAAUGGUACGUUCUUGUAAGAAAGUGUGGA
This is a messenger RNA of Humulus lupulus (European hop), 876 nucleotides long. RefSeq names its product kirola-like. Gene Ontology annotation, biological process: defense response. The transcript is spliced from 2 exons. The record is from RefSeq and is a predicted model, not a curated record. NCBI's taxonomy places the organism in Eukaryota, Viridiplantae, Streptophyta, Magnoliopsida, Rosales, Cannabaceae. The coding region runs from base 104 to 574 and encodes 156 amino acids.